This is a messenger RNA of Plutella xylostella (diamondback moth), 2008 nucleotides long. RefSeq names its product UDP-galactose transporter senju (gene senju). Lineage: Eukaryota; Metazoa; Arthropoda; Insecta; Lepidoptera; Plutellidae. Gene Ontology annotation, cellular component: Golgi membrane. The record is from RefSeq and is a predicted model, not a curated record. Gene Ontology annotation, molecular function: pyrimidine nucleotide-sugar transmembrane transporter activity. Gene Ontology annotation, biological process: pyrimidine nucleotide-sugar transmembrane transport.
CGCUGAGCUGGUGUCGAUACAGAAAAGUGAUUCAAAUAGAUUACCUUGCGAAUAGUGUACCUAAAUAAUAUUUUGCUUCUAAAAUGAGAGAAUGGAAUAAAUUGUUCCCCAACAAAGAAGCUUUCAUUAUAUUUUUCUUGUAUAUCGUUCUCUUUGUAUUCCAAGGGGUUUUUGUAACAGCUUCCAAGACAGAGUAUGGCGGCUACAACUACAACACGACGCUGGUGGUGUUCAUGUCGGAGCUGCUCAAGCUGGUCGCUUCCGCAACCCUCUACACUUACAGGAGGGAAAACAAGCCAAAUAUAUUCGAAGCUGUUAUGAUAAAUCAUAAACUGCUGUUUCUGUACUUCAUACCAUCACUGCUCUAUUGUUUUUAUAACAAUUUAGCUUUCAUUAAUCUGGCCCAUUAUGAUCCAACCACAUACUACAUUUUACUGCAGUUCAGAGUUGUUUUAACAGCUAUAUUAUUCCAGUGCUUAUUUAACAAGAAGUUGGGAUUCAUGCAAUGGAUAUCGUUAGCAGUGCUAACAGUUGGAUGUAUGAUCAAGAACAUCGACGCAGCGGCCGUGCAGUCCGGAGGCGCCGCCACUGACACCAGUGUUUGGGCAACAAUAUUCAGUGUUUACACAAUAUCUAUUAAUUUCCAAAACUUCUGCUCUUGCUUAGCCGGCACAUACAAUGAGUAUUUAUUGAAAACUCAGGGGUCCGAUGUGGACAUAUUUCUACAGAAUGUCUUUAUGUAUCUUGACUCUGUAGUUUGCAAUUUAAUCUUUCUUACAUUUAAAGGUGAAUUGUGUGAUGUGUUCGAGGAUUUCAAGAUGCUAGGCGACACUUACGUGAUACUUAUAAUUGUAAAUAGCGCGAUAGUUGGUAUAGUAACAAGUUUUUUCCUAAAGAAUCUCAAUUCUAUAUUGAAGACAUAUGCUAGUGCAUUAGAAUUAAUAAUCACAGCUGUAGUGUGUUAUUUACUGUUUGGUAUACUGAUCACGAGGUAUACUGUGAUCUCGAUAUGUUUAGUGAGCAUAGCUGUUGCCAUGUAUUUUAAGAAUCCAGUGAAUAAUGUUUUAGGCAGUGAUAUGGAAGCCAAAGAUAAAAAGGAAUUAUUGUUACCGAUAGUUGUGACCGAAAAUGACUAAAUUAUUUAUAUAUAAUGUCAAGGGUAAAUUAAGGUUUUUAGAUCAUUAAAAAAAGUAGAAGUGCCUAUUAGACGCUUUUUUAUACCUAUCCAACUUGUUUUAAAAACUGCUAUUUUUAUUGCAUUUUAAACCAGUUGGGUUAUUGCUAUCCAAGAAGGAUAUUCUCUUAUUUAAGAUUCUGAAUUACUUGAAAAGACUUUCGGUAUUUUUGUAAAACAACAUACCUAUGUAAUCAUAGAAAUAUACAUAAUAUUAUGCUCACGACUUUAAUCGCCGAAGGGGUAGUCAGAGGUGGCCCGUAACCCACAAGCCACCCGCUUUUCGCUCUACAUUUGUAGUUACGGGUCGCUAGCUGUAUCGCCGUUUUCAACGGGUACUAUACAAUGCACUUAGGGCGCACAUCUAGCAUCUGUGCAGGUUACCUCACGAUGUUUUCUUCAUCGUAAGAGUACGUUCUCAAGUUUCAAAAAAUAUAAGAAAGCAGCAGUAUUGAUAUUAAGCAUCACAAUAUUAGGUAAACUUAAUUUGGUUCAGUAUUAGGUAGGUACUUAUUUGUUUUAGUUGACACUGCUGCACUGCACUUAUGCUAAAGUAUUUCAGCGAAUUUCACACUUUGGUACUUAUUAAUAAAGAUAGUAUCUCAAAGUAAUUUAAUUAAAGCUAAAUAUUUUGAUUAUGUUAUUAUUAUCAUGACUAAUUAAUUUAAGAAGGCAAGAGCAUGUAAAUAUUGAAAAGGAGUUACCAAAAGAUGUACCAGUGCCACUAUUUUAAUUAUAAAUGUAAGUAGGUAUGUAUCAUAAAUUUAGUUGCAUUUUAUUGUAAUUUAUUAUUGAUUGAGUGGUGUGUAAAAAAUAGACAUUGAUUUAACAGCA